CUCUUUAACGCAUGUGAGCAGCUGGUAAAGCCGGGCUCGCGCGCUCAUUCCCCCUGUGUGUGUUCAGCUCAGCGCCCGGGUAGGUCAGCUCUGAUACCGGACCUCGCGUUUCUGCUUCAGACACCUUUAUCCAGCCUUCAGGUGAGCCAUGCCUUCAGUCCCCUCUGAUUCAGACACCUCUGCUCUGGCUCCUGUCUGCCCCCAUAUGGAAAAGAUGGCGCUCCUGAGUGGGGAGGCUGAGUUGAAAGGGAAGACCACACAGAACGGGAAAGACAGUUUCAAGGUGACGUCCAACGGCCCGACUCACAAGAAGGAAGGGAACGGUCACCACGCAGAGAACGGUUCAGCUCACAAAAGCAAGAAAGUGGAGAACGGAGAGCAGAUAGAGGAUGUGAUGGAGAGGAUGUGGAUCCGUCCAGAUCUGGCCAGCAGAUGCACUUGGAAGCUUGAUGGGCCAAAUGUGGAUUCCCCACAUAACCAUUCCAUACGAACAAAAGCCCCCCACAUUCUGCCCAACAUCCUGAGGAAAAUUGGAGACACGCCGAUGGUGCGCAUCAACAAAAUCCCAAAAACCUUCGGGCUGAAGUGUGAGAUCUUGGCUAAAUGUGAAUUCUUUAACGCCGGGGGCAGCGUGAAGGAUCGCAUCAGUCUGCGUAUGGUUGAGGACGCGGAAGAAGCUGGAAUUCUCAAACCUGGAGACACAAUCAUCGAGCCUACCUCCGGAAACACAGGUAUUGGCCUUGCUCUGGCAGCAGCUGUGAAGGGUUACCGCUGCAUCAUCGUCAUGCCUGAGAAAAUGAGUAUGGAGAAAGUCGAUGUCCUGCGAGCUCUGGGCGCUGAGAUCGUUCGAACCCCGACCUCAGCUCGCUUUGAUUCGCCCGAGUCUCAUGUAGGCGUGGCCUGGCGUCUGAAGAACGAAAUCCCCAACGCUCAUAUUCUGGAUCAGUACCGCAAUCCCAGCAACCCUCUGGCCCACUACGAUGGCACCGCUGAGGAGAUCCUGGAGCAGUGUGAUGGUAAAAUAGACAUGCUGGUGGCCGGAGCUGGCACAGGUGGCACGAUCACUGGCAUCGCCCGCAAGCUGAAGGAAAAAUGCCCCAACAUCAAGAUUGUUGGAGUGGACCCUGAGGGCUCGACCCUGGCAGAACCAGAGGAUCUCAAUAAGACCAAUAAGACGGCCUAUGAGGUGGAGGGCAUCGGAUACGACUUCAUCCCUACAGUACUGGACAGAUCUGUGGUAGACAGCUGGUACAAGUCCAAUGAUGACGAGUCCUUCGCUAUGUCCCGUAUGCUGAUCCGAGAUGAAGGCUUGCUGUGCGGUGGUAGUUCAGGUUCAGCUAUGGCUGCAGCGGUGACCGUGGCUAAGGAGCUGAAGGAGGGUCAGCGCUGCGUGGUCAUUCUGCCCGACUCCGUCCGCAACUACAUGUCCAAAUUCCUCAGCGACAAGUGGAUGUGUGAAAAGGGCUUUCUCGGAGAAGAGGACCUGAUGGUGAACAAACCAUGGUGGUGGAAUCUGACUCUUCAGGAGCUCCGUCUGUCUGCCCCUCUGACUGUUCUGCCCUCCGUCAACAUCAAAAACACCAUUAAGAUCCUGAAGGAGAAGGCUUUUGAUCAGGCUCCUGUAGUGGACGAGGCUGGAGUGAUUCUGGGUAUGGUCACACUGGGCAACAUGCUCUCGUCUGUCCUCGCCGGGAAGGUCAGUCCAUCUGAUCCCGUCAUCAAGGUUCUCUACAAGCAGUUCAAACAGGUACGUCUCACUGAUAACCUGGGCAAACUCUCCCGGAUCCUGGAGACGGAUCAUUUCGCUCUGGUGGUGCACGAACAAAUCCAAUACAUGACUGAUGGCUCAUCCACUCUGAAGCAGAUGGUAUUUGGCAUCGUCACGGCCAUCGACCUGCUGAACUACGUGACCACUCGCGAGAGGAGGGAGCGAACACUGUCUGAAUGCUCACUGCCUGACGACAUGUAACCGCUCCCCGAUCUCGAUAAUCUCAUUUACUUAUAAAAUACAUCUUAGUUUCAGAAGCUGAAGAUCAUAGAAGAUCAUUAUAGAGAACGAGAGGCUAUUUUAGUAACAUAAGGUUACUUUUGUUCUUCUUAUUUCCAUUCAUGUGAAUGUGUAAUGUAAACUUAAUGAUUUUGCUGCAGUUCAAAAUCAAAUCAGUGUUUAUUCAGUCAGGAUUACUUUGAUUUAUGCCAAAUGAUUAAGUUUAGGUUUAAGUUAAGUUUGCUGAUAGUUGACGUGUUUUAGAGUAGCUUUAUUUACAGUCAGAGAAAAGAAAGCUGUGCAGGUUCAUUGGUACCAAAUUCCUAAUUUUGUGAGAUGUAUAUAUUUGAAUUGAUAAAAAGGCUUGCUUUAUCUUGGGUUAAUUAUAACUUAUUUUUCAAUUUUAGUGCUGCUAUAUUCCAGCUUCUGCUUUUUAGAAUGAAGAUUGAUUUCUUCAUUCAUUUAGGAAUUAGAGCGCCCCCUUUUGACUGCAAUAAAAACCAAUCGUGAUUUAAAAAAUCAAGCCUGUAGUUGACCCUGGCUGGCUGUGGUAAAUAUGGCUGGUGGUCAGGGAGUGUGUGGUAAAGCACAGGUGUGUUUGGCUAGGUUUUCUGGCAGGAAGCUGGUGAGAUAGUGAACGAGUGUGUAAAUAGUGUGAGGGUCAGCAGCCCUCGCUUGUGCGCUGUGAUCUGGUCUACAGAGGCCUUGAAUAUUUAGAUGUUUUACUUUUUUUUCAUUUAUUAUCUUUAAAAACUAUUCUUGUAUGUAAAUGAAAUGAAUGUAUGAGGAGGAUGUUUGUAAUAAGACUGUAAAAUAAGGAUGGAUGUAGAGGAUGAGGCUCUUAGAGCUCAAAUUUGACAGGAUUGUUUGUGUGAGUCUCAAAGUGUCUUUACUGUAUAUUAUUUACUUCAUUUGAUUGUUUUUCUCUUUCGUUGGUUGAUCUGUUGACUGAUGUAAUUAAUUUGCUAUAGUUUUAAAUAAAAGCUUAAAUAAAAGAGGA
Astyanax mexicanus (Mexican tetra) is the source of this 2987-nucleotide messenger RNA. It is a transcript of the gene cbsb, whose product is annotated as cystathionine beta-synthase b. Gene Ontology annotation, molecular function: cystathionine beta-synthase activity; cysteine synthase activity. The coding region runs from base 149 to 1969 and encodes 606 amino acids. Gene Ontology annotation, cellular component: cytoplasm. The transcript has 15 exons. NCBI's taxonomy places the organism in Eukaryota, Metazoa, Chordata, Actinopteri, Characiformes, Acestrorhamphidae. The record is from RefSeq and is a predicted model, not a curated record.